This is a messenger RNA of Rhipicephalus sanguineus (brown dog tick), 912 nucleotides long. RefSeq lists its product as uncharacterized. The record is from RefSeq and is a predicted model, not a curated record. Gene Ontology annotation, biological process: DNA integration. The transcript has a single exon. Bases 1 to 912 code for a protein of 303 amino acids. Lineage: Eukaryota; Metazoa; Arthropoda; Arachnida; Ixodida; Ixodidae. Gene Ontology annotation, molecular function: nucleic acid binding.
AUGGGUCCCCAGAAGCCAAUGCCACAGACUUUGUCGCCGCGAAUGACACGAUGGUGCAUCAAGAUGUCGUCGUACGACUACGAACUCGUACAUCGCACAGGGAAGAAACACCAGAACGCCGACGCACUAAGCCGCCUGCCGCUAGACACCACAAUAGAUGAACCACCCCCGCCGGGUGAUAUACUCAUGUUCGAGGCGCUGCCGAACCCUCCGCUAACAGCUGACACGGUAGCAGCGUCAACGCAGGAGUGCACUGUCGUGAAGGAAGUCUACGCAGCUAUACAAGAAGGCAACGUGCAGAAGCUAAAGGGUGAACACUUCAACGCUUACCGCAAGCGAGCUGCGGAGUUGAGCACUCAUCGCGGUUGCGUCACCUUGGGAUCAAGAGUUGUAAUUCCGGCGGCACUUCGCGAACAGGCCAUGUCGCUUGUCCACGCAGGUCAUCGAGGCAUUGUUGCCAUUAAAAAGUGUGCCAGAAGUUACAUGUGGUGGCCGGGUAUCGACGGUGAUAUAGAAUCGACAGUUAAAGAUUGCCAGCCUUGCCAAUGCAACCACAGAAGUCCGCCAAGAGCCCCUAUUCCUGAAUGGGAAAGACCAGACGCGCCUUGGCACACCCUGCAUAUUGAUUUUGCUGGACCUAUCGAAGGGUGCUCAUUCCUGGUUGUUGUAGACGCAUACACCAAGUGGCUUGAGGUAAAACAAAUGGCUACAACGACAUCGGCAGCAGUUAUCGACACUCUGCGGUCGUUGUUUGCAACGUUCGGUCUACCGCGCAAGGUGGUCUCGGACAACGGCACUCCAUUUGUGUCAACGGAGAUUCUCAAGUUCUACAGCGACAAACGGCGUCUCGUCUGUUACAUCAGCUCCCUACCACCCGGCAACGAACGGACAAGCCGAGCGCUACGUGGCUGA